CGAGCCUAUUGACACUUUAAAGUUGUAUACGUGUGGGUUUCUUUGGUCUUCUUUUUUGACGUGGUUAUUCGAUAUCUUCCAAUCUGCGAGUGGUUGGUAUCUUUAUAUUUGAAGGAAGAACUGAAUAAGUCCGUAAGAGGUCACUUCAGAAAAAUAGUUUUUUACACUGCCAGUUUUCCCUUCCUACAUCCCGUAGGCGUGCCAAAAUGCGUACUCAAAUACAAUAUUCAUACCAAAAAAAACAGUUACCAGGUUUUUUCCCGAUGCUAUUGUCCCUCAUGCUUAUUGGAUAUUCGUCUGCCCAGAGAGUGGCUCCAGGCGUUCCUCCGCAACACUAUCAACAAGUCCCAGUGCAGCACGCUCAGCAACCGCAAUAUCAGCAGCAGCAACAACAAGUGCACCAUGCUCCUAAUGUUCCGCCGCAAAAUUAUCAACAACAAGCGCAAUAUCAGCAAGUGCCUGUCCAACAACAAACUCAAUAUCAACAGCAACAACAACCAGUGCAGCAACCAAUCCAACAACAGCAACAACAACAACCACAAUUUCAACAGCCUCCACAACCGGUACAGCAGCAACAUCCGCCUCAUCAGGCUCACCAUGGGCAACAGCAAGUCUUAAAUGCAGCAAAUAUGGAACAUGAAAGAGCUCACAUUCAGGAGCAUAUGCAGGUUCCAAUCGAUACGAGUAAAAUGUCGGAAGCAGAGCUGCAAUUUCACUACUUUAAAAUGCAUGAUUCUGACAACAACAAUAAAUUAGAUGGCUGUGAAUUAAUAAAAUCACUUAUACACUGGCACGAGCAAGGAAGUAAAGAGCAACAGCAUAACGAGCAAGCACCACAUGUUGAAGAGAAAAUAUUUUCUGAUGAAGAGCUAGUAGCAUUAAUAGAUCCCAUUUUGCAAAUGGAUGAUACGUCACGCGACGGUUACAUCGACUAUCCUGAAUUUAUAAAGGCGCAACAAAAGGCUGUGGCAGCAUCACAACAAAAACAACAGCAGCAACCUCAAAGCGGACAGUAAAGUGUUGCAAACGAGAAUGUCUCACUUUGUUAAUAAGUCGCCUGUACUGCUUAAGUAGAAUUCUAAAGACUCCAUGACAGAAUAAUUUGCGAAAAAAUGUGAUUUAAAUUGUUUUAAAAUUUUUGUAAUUUUCCAAAAAUAAUAUAUUUCGCAAUUGCAUCUAUAUAUAUAAGUAUGUAAGAGGAUGUACGUAUAUAACUUUGUUUGUUUCGUUUUGAUCUUGAUCAUUCCACGUAAAAGGCAACUUUUCUAUUGAUUAAAACAAUGAAAUUAAUGUAGAUAUAAUUUUGCAUACGAACAAAUAUAAUUUUAAAUAUUUUGGCAACUGUUUUCGGUAUUUCUAUUAUCUCGAUUAUUUUAUACAUUUUUUUCUGAUUUAUUUAAUGCUAAAUAUUUUUUAGAAUUGAGCUCCUAAAGCGCACAUGGAAUGUGAAUUAAGUUAGAUUUUCUACUACAAUUCAAUGAAAAUAAAGAUUAAACGAGGCGAAAGAAAUUACGUAAAAUAACAAUACACAACUUUUUAAUGUUAAAUAAAAUUAGUACAACAAUUAAUACAAAGGAAAACAGGACUGAUUGUGGUAAAAUUCCGCAAGAAAAAUAAUAAAGGAUUAAAUAAAGAA
Molecule: messenger RNA, 1636 nt
Organism: Anastrepha obliqua
Lineage: Eukaryota; Metazoa; Arthropoda; Insecta; Diptera; Tephritidae
Product: myb-like protein Q
Exons: 5
Coding region: 207-1016 (269 amino acids)
Molecular function (GO): calcium ion binding
Source: RefSeq, a predicted model, not a curated record